This is a messenger RNA of Lolium rigidum, 758 nucleotides long. Its product is annotated as probable glutamyl endopeptidase, chloroplastic. The record is from RefSeq and is a predicted model, not a curated record. Gene Ontology annotation, molecular function: serine-type endopeptidase activity. Lineage: Eukaryota; Viridiplantae; Streptophyta; Magnoliopsida; Poales; Poaceae. The transcript is spliced from 4 exons. Bases 1 to 567 code for a protein of 188 amino acids.
AUGCUGCCUCAGAGCUUAGACAAGCGCCUAUGCUUCGCCUAUUUCAGUUCCAUAGCCGCAUCAUCUUCCUCCGCUCCGUCCCAUCGGCGCCUGCGCCUCCUGCCCUACCGGAGCCAUGCCACGCCCACCAGCUUCUCGGCGAAAUGCGCCGCCGGUUCUCGGCACGGCCCUGCUGCGCAGCAAGACGGCGCAGCGCCGGAAUAUCGCCCCCCUCCAAAGGAAAUCCUGGAAAUCAUGGAUGUGCCACCGAAUCCAAGUUACUAUGUCUCCCCUCGCCGAGAUAGGAUCAUGUUCCUGAAACGUAGAGCUAUGCCUCCAUUGUCCGAGCUUGCAAAGCCUGAUAAAAUACUCGCUGGUAUUCGGAUCGAUCCCAGUUCUAACGCGAGGAGUCGAAUGUCCUUUUAUACUGGGAUUAGUGUCCAUCUGCUGAUGGAUGAUGGAAGUUUGGGUCCAGAGAAAGUGGUCCAUGGGUACCCAGAUGGUGCAAAGAUUAAUUUCAUAACAUGGUCACCAGAUGGUCAGCACAUGGCCUUCAGUGUGCACUAUGGAGAUGAGGUGAUUAGCUGAUGCUCUAGAUUAUGAAAUGGGAGCACCGUUUCCCAGGUUAAUGGGUUGCUGAUUCUUUCAUCUAGUUGAUGCCUUUCAUGACUCGAGUAGGUGAGCAAAGGUAGCAAUUUGGCAUUGUGGGUCGCCGAUGCUGAAUGUGGACAAGCUCGUCCACUUUUCAAAUCAACAGACAUAAGACUGAAUGCUAUUUU